This is a messenger RNA of Nematocida minor, 1659 nucleotides long. RefSeq lists its product as uncharacterized. NCBI's taxonomy places the organism in Eukaryota, Fungi, Microsporidia. The transcript has a single exon. The record is from RefSeq and is a predicted model, not a curated record. Bases 1 to 1659 code for a protein of 552 amino acids.
AUGAGAGAAGUUAAAUUGAAGAUAAACCCAAAAGAAAUACUAGAGGCAUACCGAGCCAUUAGCAAUAAAGACUCGAAAAUAUCCCUCAAACACCCAAACAUCAUAGAGUAUUUGACCGUGAUAAAGAAUAUACUUGGCGGUAGCAGUCUGGAAAUAGAAAGCAAUCAUACUGCUGAAGAAAAGGAAGAGAUUUUGGAGAUAUUUAAGAACGAUGUCUGGUACUACUUUAUGUGCAGCAAAGAUCAAUAUGUAAAAGAUACUAUCUUUGGCUUACAUAAAGCUCUGAUGGAAAGAAAAAAAAGAGAACUAGCUAAACAGAAUAAACACUCUUUAUUUGGAGAAGAAGAGAUAAAAACUCAGUAUGAGACUAUCAGAUUUAUCAAUAAACUUAUAGAGAUAAAUCCAGCUAUAUUCAACAAAGAGCAUGGCAUGGAUGUGCAGUUUGAUAAAAGCAUAAAAGCUGACUAUAUAAACCCAAAUAUUACGGAUCCUGAUCUAAGCACUAAGUCCUACACGAUAAGAAUUGAUGGCACAAAGUUUUCGAGCUUAAAAAAUCUCCUUAGAUCUACCCAGGAAACUAUAAUCCAAGAAGUUUUCUUUUCUAUUUCUGACCCAAAACCUCCAUUGGACAUAGACACUUUAUACAGACACUCAUCUGCAAAAGAACACUACACUCUAGACAAGCUGUACACAAAUACACAUGAUGAGACAGGCAUGCUUCUGGUAGACCACGGGCUGAAUCUUAUUUUCGAGAAGUACUAUGAAAUCGUGGAAUUAGUUGACCAAGUUAAGCCAGCAAAAGACAGUGCGAGUAACCUACUAGAGAUCACUGCUAAAAUUAAUGAAUUGUUUUUUGCAAAAGACUUGAAAAUAGUUACGUCUGUCAUCAAGAGUAUGAAGGAAAUUAGAAAGGAAAAAGAAGUGCACAGCUGCAUAUUCAAAGCAUUGGAAUACAUGGCAAACAACCCCCCGCUCUUGAACGCAAAUGACGGGUCAAACACAGUGCAGAUAGACAAAGAUCUAAGCAAUUUCAAUACAAACUAUAUAACCCGAGAUUAUACAGGCUUACACCAAACAGUAAGUGACAAAAGAGAUGAAUUGCGCAUACAAAUAAACUCAAUGCAUACAGAUGCAUUAAACAAAGUAGAAGAGUAUUUUAGACGGAAAGAUAUUUUUGAUCUCUGGGAAUGUAAAGAUGGGGAAGAUGUUCAGAAAUUCACACAGGAAAAAGAAAAAGAGGCAGGAGAGUUAAAAAUAUUGGACCGUGAAAUUAAUACUCUACAUAAAAAAAGAUAUCUACUAGAAUGCAAGCUGAAAGAAGAAGAUUUACAACACUCUAAUGUUCUAAAUCUUGUAAGAAACUUGCAAAAAUUACUCUCUGAAAUAACAUUACCCCAGAAGGAAUAUAUAGCCAAAAAGAUGGAAAAAUUUGAAGAAAUGAAAAAUAUGGAACCAGAAGAAGAAGUAAAUGACAUGAUAUUUCAGGAAGAGCCAAGAUUUGAGGAAGCAGAGAAAGGAACAGGCUUCUUCUCAAUGGACCCUACCCCACAGAACAUACUUAAAAUGUUUGCAAUAGCUGCUGUUUUUAUAGCAACAUCGAUACUACUGUGCGUCAGCCAGUCAAAGGACGGAAUAAUGAAGCUUCUCAGAAAUGAAUAG